CUCGGAGAGGACCUGGCUAACACUGGAACGACACAGAGGAAGACAACCUGACGACCGUUUGCUUUAUUACCAUUGAAGUACCAGGAUCUUUCUAGCACCAACGGGAGAUUGAGCUGAAAUAAUGCGCCGGCCAGCACAUCCUUACUCAGUCAACAGGCCGGUGUACUCUGAGGAUUCAUUUUCUGAAGAGCACCAGAACAUUUGCAGGAAACACAAGACCCUGCAGGACCACGUAAAGGUGUACCUCAGGUGUGAUGCCACACGGGUGAAGAGGGUAGCCUGCUCCCUGCUUCCUAUCAUCCAGUGGGUGCGACUUUACAAUGUGAAAAAGUGGCUGGUUGGGGACCUCGUGUCAGGAGUCAGUACCGGACUGGUUUCUGUGCUGCAAGGUCUGGCCUACUGCCUUCUUGCGUCUCUCCCACCUUGGUACGGGCUCUACACAGCCUUUUUCCCAGUCAUUAUUUACUUCUUUCUGGGUACCUCCAGACAUAUCUCUGUGGGUGCAUUUCCAGUUCUGAGUCUGAUGGUGGGGUCGGUUGUGACCCGUCUAGUACCGGAUGAAGGUCCCAUAGCCAACAUUACCGGCUUUGAAGGGCUCACCAAGGACGAGCAGAGGGUCAUGGUGGCAGCAUCUGUUACCUUCCUCAUGGGGAUUAUCCAGCUGGCCUUUGGACUGGUGCAGGCUGGGUUCAUAGUAACAUAUUUGUCCGACGUUCUGAUCUCUGGCUACACCACAGCGGCCGCCAUUCACAUCCUGGUGUCACAGCUGAAGUUUGUUCUGGGACUGAACAUAAAAAAUUACACCGGACCCCUGGCCCUAAUCUAUACCCUGGAAGAGAUCUUUGCUCAAAUUGAGAAUAGCAACAUAGCUAGCCUGGUGAUGUCCGCCAUCAUCAUAGUGGUGGUGUUCAUCGUGAAGGAGCUCAAUGAACGAUUCAAGGCUAAGCUCCCUGUGCCCCUGCCCAUUGAGGUCGCCAUAACUGUUAUAGCCUGUGGUGUUUCCUAUGCAUGCAAAUUUGUGGAAAAGUAUGAUGUGGAUGUGGUGGGGAAGAUCCCUGUUGGGUAUGAGCCUCCAAUGGCCCCCAGUGUGGAGAUCUUCAAGCUGACAGUGAUGGACGCCUUCCCCAUGGCCAUCGUGGCUUUUGCCGUGGCGUACUCCGUGGCUAAAGUCUAUGCCAUCAAACACGAAUACACGAUCGACGGUAACCAGGAACUCAUCGCCUUUGGAGUCAGUAACAUUUUCGGCGCCACCUUCAGGUCGUUUGCUGCGAGUACAGCUCUAUCGAGGACCGCUGUUCAGGAGAGCACAGGAGGGAAAACGCAGGUUGCUGGUCUGCUCUCAGCGAUUAUAGUGAUGAUUGUGACCAUAUCCAUUGGGUUCCUCUUGGAACCACUCCCAAAGGCGGUCCUGGGGGCAAUAGUGAUCAUCAAUCUGAAGGGGAUGUUGAUGCAGAUGCGGGUGGUAGGCUUCCUGUGGAAGAAGGACCGGCCCGACUGUAUGGUUUGGCUGAUGACUUUUGGGGGUUCCCUCCUUCUGGGCAUGGACCUGGGCAUUCCUGUCGGCCUGGCAGCAGAACUCCUCGCUCUGGUCUUCCGGACUCAGUUCCCCCGAUGUUCUCUCCUGGCUAACAUCAGUGGCACUGACAUCUACAGGGACUGCAAGGACUACCGUAAUAUCUUUGCACCAAGUGGCGUGAAGAUCUUCAGAAUCUCCACACCGAUCUACUUCGCCAAUGUUGAAUUCUUCAGAAACAAGCUAAAUGAAUAUCUGGGGUUUAACCCUCUGAGAGUCUUACGUAAGAGGAACAAAGCCUUGCAGAAGAUCAAGAAAUUGCUGAAAAGCGGUGAAUUGCAAAUAACAGAGAAAGGGCUGUUAUACAUGACCUCCAAUUCAAAUGAGGACUCAGAUGAUGAGGGUAACACAGAGGAUCUAGACCAGCCCAGCGACUACAAGGACCUGCCCCUUCAGGUCAACUGGAACGCUGAAUUACCAGCCAACAUGCGAGUGCCCAAGGUCGACGUCCACAGCGUGAUCCUGGACUUUGCAGCCGUCUCAUUCUUAGACAUCUCUGCCAUUAAAGGACUCAAAUCGGCCCUGAAGGAACUUAUCCGAGUGGAAGUGGAUGUUUACAUCGUAGCGUGUGACAGGUACGUCCUGGAGAAACUUCACAGCUGCAGCUUCUUUGACGACGAGAUCAAAACAUCCAUGUUUUUCCUGUCACUUCAUGACGCCAUGCUUCACGUCAUGGAGAAUCAUCCAAUCAUCUUGGAGUACAACACCUUAAACGAAAAGGUUUUAUGGCCAGAAACCAAACUGUAGACAAGAUGCCGGCAGUGUUUGUGAUCAGAUCCCAAGUGGACCGCCUUUGCUGCUCUAUCAGCAGGAAAUGAAUGAUAUUAGAUCACCAGCUGGAAUGAGAUGCUUGCAGCCCCUCCAUCCGGGUGCCAUAGCUAAUGCAGCGUGAUGCCAAGGCAGACACACUCUGGACAGGAUGCCAGUGCAUCAGCGGUCACACACACUGUCUUCAUACUGGAGCAAACUGACGUGGACAUGGAGGAAACAAACAUAUGAUCAACUUUGCACAUAUUAGACAUUUGGUAUCUCAGCCACAGUUCUGUCUUUUUAUAUUGUAAACUUUGGCUUUUUUUUAAGAAGUAAUUGUACUUUAAACAAGAAUGAGUUUAUAAAUAUUGGUAAACUGUUGGUUUUAUGUUGUAUGCUUUUAUAUUUUUUGUAGAAUAUGUAUAUUGUGUAUUUUAUCCGUCAUCCAUACCAAGGUGCAGUGGAUAUUUCAUGGUUUUUUUUCCAUCAUGUUUAUUAAAUGCAGCUAACAUUUUCCAGUGGCACUCAUUUACUGGUAUUUAGCUUCUAUGCUUGACAAUUUUAAGUCUUAAAAAUCCAGCUACAUAGAAAUUCUCCCAGUUAGAUACAAUGGCAAAGGGUGGGUCAUUGUGACUC
Paramormyrops kingsleyae is the source of this 2959-nucleotide messenger RNA. Its product is annotated as chloride anion exchanger-like. Gene Ontology annotation, biological process: sulfate transmembrane transport. Gene Ontology annotation, molecular function: secondary active sulfate transmembrane transporter activity. NCBI's taxonomy places the organism in Eukaryota, Metazoa, Chordata, Actinopteri, Osteoglossiformes, Mormyridae. Gene Ontology annotation, cellular component: membrane. The record is from RefSeq and is a predicted model, not a curated record.